CGGUUUUCCUUCUCUCCUCUCUUCCAUAUAAAAAGGAAGUUUCCACACAACAAAAUUUGAUUCGAUUUCACUAAAAAUCCCUCAGAAAAUGCGGCUGACGAAUGCCGGUGACAUUCCCGGCGAUGGAGAUCGUCGUGCACCGAAACUUCGGCGAAGAGAUUGUGUGAUUACGGCGGUCGGAGAAGAAGAAGAAGGUUGUAGAACGGUUUGUUAUUCUCCCGCACGUGUGGUGGUUUACCGUUUGCUUGCAAUUGCGAAAAAAUGUAGGAGUGGUGGGAGGAGAGAGAAAGUUCAUGUUCAAGUUCAAGAGAGUACAGUGGAAUUCGAGAACGAUAUUUUGCAUCGGAAGUCUGAUGAUCGGAGAAGAAUUAACGUUUCAGGGCUUGAAAGGCAGGAGAUGACCUUCAAUUUGGCAGCAGGUCUUGGUUUGCUAUCCCUUAUUGCUGCUAGCAAAACAGAACUUGAGAAAACUGUGGAAUUACGUAAACAAAUGGAAAUAUUUUUACAAAGUUUCAAAGAGGAGCACCAUAGCCAAGGCACAACCCCAAAACCAUCUGGUCCUGAAGUUGCAUAUGCUGUCAGCACUACUAUCGAUGGCUGUAGUAAUUACUCUACGGAGGAUCAUGCACCUUCAUUUAGUCAUCAAGAUUUUGGAAACAAUUUUGCUUUUGAUACACACUAUCACAUGCAUCAAAAAGUGGAGUCCGUGGGAGGUAUCAACCAUUUUGAGGAAGAGCUAGCAGCAGAGUUAGAUCGAUUGCAACUUGAUGUAGAAACGGGAGAUUAUACAAAGACUGAAGAAUCCUCUGAAAUUCAAGAGCAGGUUACUGAGAUACCCUCUGAAAACACAGCUAAUGGAAGUGUAAACAUGAGCUCAGGGGAGGUAAUUGAUCCUUGCCAAUAUGUCGACAAUCCCGAGUACUACUGUGGCGUCCCACCUCUUGAACUUGAGAGACGGCUGCACGAAGUUCUCGAAUCAAGACAAGAAGAACGAAUAAAAGAACUUGAAGCUAAUCUAGACCGCAUGAAAAGAAAACUGCAAGAGAAGGAAGUAGAAGUCACUUGGUGGAAAGACACAGCCAAACUUAUCUCCAAACAAGUCCCUGAGUCUUCCCGCGCCUUGAGUUAGUAUCAACAUCAGAGUUUAAGAUGACAGAUGAAUUGGGAUGAAAAUGCAACUUUGGCUUAAUCUAUGCUCAUCAAAGGGAUUUUAGCUGUUUGAAAUCCUUUUUGUUUAUGUAAAUUCUACCUACUGUUUUGGUGCGAUGAUGAGGACUGUUGAUAUGUGCCUUUCUAGUUUUCUACUAGAACUUAUCCAAUAAUGUUUUUUUUUUUUUUUUGGUUAAUUUGGUAAAUUUUGAAAAUCAUUUUGGAAUCUUAUUCUAAAUAUAUGGUCCAAAUUAAUAUAUGCUUCUCGAUCACAUUUUUUUUUGUGAUGGCCUAAAAGGGUUAGAUUCUUUUGCCCCUUGAGGUUGUGAGUUAUAAACUGAUACGUUUUGUGUGGCAUUUCAUGGUUAUGAAAGGGUGCAGAACUUCAACCAUAUUCUUAUCUAAUUUCAGUGUCGAAUAUUCUCCUCUUUCAAGUUAGUGGAAAAUUUUGACUUUUGUAAUUAGACAUGAAGAGGACAGAUUAGAAUUUCUAUUGUCUACUAAUCUACUAUUACUUUUUUUUUAUUAUUAUUAUUUGGGUCUA
Amaranthus tricolor (Joseph's coat) is the source of this 1693-nucleotide messenger RNA. Its product is annotated as protein POLAR LOCALIZATION DURING ASYMMETRIC DIVISION AND REDISTRIBUTION-like. The transcript is spliced from 4 exons. NCBI's taxonomy places the organism in Eukaryota, Viridiplantae, Streptophyta, Magnoliopsida, Caryophyllales, Amaranthaceae. Bases 89 to 1129 code for a protein of 346 amino acids. Gene Ontology annotation, biological process: asymmetric cell division. The record is from RefSeq and is a predicted model, not a curated record.